Acanthosepion pharaonis is the source of this 2553-nucleotide messenger RNA. NCBI's taxonomy places the organism in Eukaryota, Metazoa, Mollusca, Cephalopoda, Sepiida, Sepiidae. The record is from the annotation of a GenBank genome assembly.
AUGACUUGUGCUCAUAUAGCAGCCGACAAAGGCAGCGUAGCCGUCAUUAAAGAACUCAUGGGAUUCAACAAAAAUAUAGUCACAGGAGCAAGGAACAGGAAAAGUGGGAACACGCCACUUCAUUUAACAGCUUCUGGUGGACAUAAAAAUGCUCUCCUUGAACUCUUAAAGAAUGGAGCUUCGGCAACUGAUGAGAAUUUGGAUGGAAUGACUGCAAUACAUCUUGCUGCCCAGUAUGGGCAUGUCCAUAUUUUAGAAACGUUAAAAGAAUAUAUCAGUUUGGAUAUCACCAGUAAAAAGACAGGUCUUACGGCCCUUCACAUUGCAGCGCGAUACGCGCAAUUGAGUUUUGUACAAGAAAUGCUGACCGAAGUCUCAGCUACAAUAGCAAGCAAACCACCUUCAGACAACAGUCUAGAAUAUGAGUAUGGUCUAACCCCAUUACAUCUGGCGGCACAGUCUGGACAUGAGGGUCUAGUGCGGAUUUUACUCAACUCAUCAGGCGUCAAUUUCGCGGCAGUAACAGCCGUUAAUAGACACAUCCCGCUUCACCUUGCUGCUGAAAGUGGACACACAUCAGUGGUCAGUUUAUUACUGAGCAAAUCAACAUCCCAACUACAUUUAGCAGACAAACACAACCGUACUGCCUUGCAUUUAGCUUCAGGGAGUGGUCAAAUUCACAUGGUAGGAAUGCUUCUAGGACAGGGUGCGGACAUCAAUGCUGAGGAUUGUAAUGGCUACACCGCAUUACAUUUUGCGAGCAAAAAAGGAUAUCUGAAUGUAGUUAAAUUAUUAGUCGAAAGUGGUGCCAACACAAAUGCUCAGUGCAAAGAAGGCAAAUUGGCCAUAUGCCUCGCAGCUACACAAAGUAACACAGACAUUCUCAAAUUCCUCACGAGGACAGACUUGGAUACAAAUCGUUUAAUUGAUGACAAAAAGUUUGUAUUCGAUCUGAUGAUCUGUGGUAAACUCAACCACAACAAAUGCCUGGAAGAUUUCAUCCUUGUUUCCAAAGCCCCUUUGCAAACUGCCGUAAAACUGUGCAGGAAUUUCCGUGUGAUAGCCAGCAAAGAAAAAGAACGUGGUAAAGACCUGGAACUUAGUGCAGACUAUUGUGAAAGCAUAGCCAUAGAUAUGAUGAGCAUAGUAUCAAGUCUUUAUAACCCAGAACCUCUUCUUCAUUCUAUCGACGAUAACAAUACGGAAUUUCUUGAUUAUCUUAUUGAAAGUGAACAAAAGAUUGUCGUUGCUCAUCCAGCAGUUCAAGAACAUUUUUCUCACAUCUGGAUUGGAAGUUUAAAUUGGUCAACCUCGUCGAUUUUCUUAUUUUUUCUGGUCUCUUUUCUGUUUCCACCUGUCUGGUUAAUUGUCUCAUUACCAUUAAAACACAAAUAUUCAAGAACGCCAAUUGUUAAGUUCAUGGCUCACUUGAUUUCACAUAUAUACCUCCUCAUCCUUUUUUACAUCACCGUCGUGCAGCCUCUGUAUCCUAUAUCCGAAUAUCCUCGACUCGUCCCCUACUGGUAUGAAUGGUUACUCCUUGCCUGGAUAACAGGCGUCCUCAUUUCUGAGAUAACCAAUCCUGCCGACCGGUCAGGCCUCGGCUGGAUUCGGAUCAUAACCCUGGUCAUCUGCAGUGCAGCAUUCCUCGUUCAUCUUCUCGCCAUUAUUCAGCGUCUCGCUGAUACCGAACUUAGCCUUUACCUUUACAUACGAAACCAAUUUCUAGCAUUCUCAAUGCUGCUCAGCUAUGUCCAGUUAUUGGAGUUCUUCUCAUUUCAUCAUCUCUUCGGUCCUUGGGGUGUUAUCAUCCAUGACCUUAUCAAAGAUUUGAUUAAAUUUUUAGUCAUUUUGUUCUUAUCCGUAAUUGGGUUCGCUUUUCAUUUGUCAGCCGUACAGCAACCCGUUUUCAAAAACACGCGAACCAAUCAAAUCAGUCGGAAUUCAAACGCGGGUAAUAUUUUUGGUCUCUUAUUCUUUUCUCUCUUCGGCAUGGCAGACCGUGAAAAUUUUCCUUUAAUGGAAACAACUCCAGACUGGGCUCCUAUUAUUGUAGAUGUCAUUUUUGGUGUAUAUUUAAUGGUCACGCUUAUCGUACUAAUCAAUCUGCUCAUAGCUAUGAUGUCAGACACAUACCAACGGAUACAAAGCCAAUCAGACACAGAGUGGAAAUUUGGACGAGCCAAACUGAUUCGCAAUAUGAACAAGCAGUCAGCAUCACCUCCACCAUUGAAUUUGUGCACAAUGUUAGCAACCUACACUUGGGCUUUCUACAAACAUCGAUGUAAAAUAUGUACAUUAAAUGUGGAUCCGUUCAUUAAAGGCCAGAAUUUUGAGGAAAACAGCACUCACUCUCCAAAUGAUACGCCUUACAGUCAAAAAUGGAAGAAUAACAAAAUAUCACCAGAAGUUGGCCGUAUUGAAGAUGUUGUGGACUGGCAGCACAUAUGUCAAAAAUAUUGUAACCUACGAGGAACAACAGAUAUGACAGAAAAUGACACAACUAACAACAAAUCAGGCAAUAAAAUGGAAACUCAAAGUAACUCAUCAUAA